AUGUGCAAGUGUGAAUUUGCGCAGAGUGUAGCAACGACCGGUGACGCGGAUAUAUCUUUUGACCAUCUACGUGAUAGUGCUGGUACCGAUUUUGCCACUGCCGUGGAAACCCCAUACGAAGAUAGCAUAUCCUGCAACGGAGUCAGCAUAACACGGUUUCCAUGUAUGCUACUUUCUCACGAUUUAUUCAAUGAUUCAUUAUCUAAAAGGCCGGGGACUGAGUUUGAAUUGUUGUUGGGUUCACUUAACGGCAGCAACUUUGACCUUACUUUACAUGCAACAACUGCAGGCUUGUACGUAUUGCCCAGAUUUCCUCAAGGGAAGAUUUGCAUCCAUAAAUGCCUCUUCAACCAAUCCGACAUUAACAUGGAACACUAUGAACUGCAAAGCCUCAGCAAACGCUUGUUUCUUCUCGACUUUAACACAAUCAAAAUGAUCACUUACUCUUUGCCAUUUUCUGAGCAGAUGACACAAGAGUAG
Protopolystoma xenopodis is the source of this 480-nucleotide messenger RNA. The record is from the annotation of a GenBank genome assembly. NCBI's taxonomy places the organism in Eukaryota, Metazoa, Platyhelminthes, Monogenea, Polystomatidea, Polystomatidae.